AUGAAACUGUAUCGAAGACUACAGUUUGAGAAACAGACGAUGAGCGAGGAGGGGACGCCGCACAAUGAGAUGCUACUCUACCACACAUCGUCUGCCUCAGUCGAGGCCAUCUGUGGCGAGGGACUUGACCAGAGGCUUUCGAGAAAGGGCCGUUUUGGCAAUGGAGUAUACUUCAGGUUUAUCCCAACAAAACGACAGACUCCAGUCUACUGCGGGAACCUCCAGGGGAAUGUGACAGAUCAGAAUGAAUUCAUCAUCUACACUCACUACAGAGCCAUGCCUGCCUAUGUGGUGGAGUACACCGUACCCUGAAGAGGACCCUCGUUCCCUCGUUCCAGAACCAAAUCAUCAGAACGACACCAUUAUCACUCCCUAGUCUAUAUAUCAUGUUUUAAGACAGCCAGUUGUUUGAACGACUUUUGAACAUGGCCCAGAAAAACAGACAAAACCUCUCUCAAAGUGUCUAGAUUUUUUUGGAUGUGUGUGGAAUCCUUGCAAGGGAGGGGAACUGUUAGUGGUGAUUAGCUAA
Molecule: messenger RNA, 529 nt
Organism: Geodia barretti
Lineage: Eukaryota; Metazoa; Porifera; Demospongiae; Tetractinellida; Geodiidae
Source: the annotation of a GenBank genome assembly